GCUGUGGCUUUGCUCCUGCCACGCUUCCAGCUUGGCAUGGCCUCCUGCCAGCUCCAUUUGUCUUUCUCUUUAGUGACAACCAACAAGGGCAGCGAUCAGUGUGGUGGGAAUAUCUGUUCCCUCAAAACUCCUCUGAGGUUACCCAGCACACUUCAUACAAACCAUCACAGCCUUCAUAUUAUGGUCCAGCAUGAACAAAGAAACCACACUACUGAACCAGUUGUAGAUGACUAUAAAAAAAUGGGGACUCUGUUUGGAGAACUAAACAAAAGCCUUAUCAGCAUAGGCUUCACAAGGAUGUAUUUUGGAGAGCGGAUUGUGGAACCUGUAAUAAUCAUAUUCUUCUGGAUUAUGCUCUGGUUCCUUGGUUUACAAGCUCUUGGACUCGUUGCUGUUCUGUGCCUUGUUAUUAUUUAUGUGCAACAAUAGCGUGUGGUAGACGGCUUCUUGGAUGACCUGUUACCGCCGUGUCACAUUUUGAUGGUUAUAUGUUGAAGCACAUAAGUGGCAUAUUAAAGGUGCAGUGUCCCAAAUCAUGUUUCACAUGCAUGAGGGGGGUUUUUGGGGGGCGAGGUUCAGAAUAACAUAGAAAGAAAGUAGGUUCUAGCACAUCUUCAAAGGAAAGGGGAAACAAUACGUUCUUAAUGGUACUAUCCAAAGUAACUUGUUACUUCCUGGAAUUUUGUGGGCUCAGUCCUAUUUAAUACAGCAUAAAAUCCAAAUAAAAUUGGGCAACUGCUUUUCCAUGGCA
Alligator sinensis (Chinese alligator) is the source of this 751-nucleotide messenger RNA. RefSeq names its product family with sequence similarity 241 member A (gene FAM241A). Bases 37 to 429 code for a protein of 130 amino acids. Gene Ontology annotation, cellular component: intracellular membrane-bounded organelle. The record is from RefSeq and is a predicted model, not a curated record. The transcript has 3 exons. Lineage: Eukaryota; Metazoa; Chordata; Crocodylia; Alligatoridae.